CCAUUCAGUCAGAAGCUAAUUAAAUGGAGUGGUGAAUUUGAAUACCGUUCAAGUGAUAAGUACACAAAUCUGAGUGUUGGAAGCUUCCUAGACUAUGGAAACUAGAACUGCAAUAGAUAGGCCUUCUUAGUAAGUGAGGUGGGUGCAUUUCAAAGGAGUUCAUGGAAUUUAUUAUUUUCAAAUUGGAGCAACACUUCAAAAACACAUAGCUGACCAACCAUCCAAUACAAAUGGAGGCAGAAGGUGAAGUCUAGCAGUUCAAUUUGAACAUCCAGUGAAGUUCAACAGUGGCAGUGGUUAGUGUAGUCAGACACGAGGAAAACGUAGCUAGAGGUUGCAGUAACAAGUGAAAAUAACAUUUUCAGUCUCUAUAUUAUACUGUAGUGGAAAUUACAAUCAGUUGAAAACUCACUUUCACGAGAUGUCAGUGUUCAGAGAAACGGCGGCUGCUGUCUCAGCGUGCAUCUGCAUGUUCGUGACGGGCUGCUGGUUGGCAUGGCCUUCACCUGCUCUGAGGAAACUGGAAGUGCAAGGGGGAGCGAACGUGUUCAUCGAGGGAGACGAGAUCUCGUGGGUGGUUGCCUCCCUGGACGUGGGCAACAUGGUCAGUCCAAUCCCUGCAUCCUACCUGGUCGACAGGAUAGGCAGGAAACCUGUUCUCCUGGCUACAGGACCUCUCUACCUCAUCUGCUGGAUGCUGACCUUCGUGCCUGGGACGCCCUACUUCCUCUUCCUGUCUCGGUUCCUCAGUGGCAUAGGCAAAGGCAUUGCCUUCUCGAUAUGCCCCAUGUACCUGGGGGAAAUUGCUUCAGUUGAGGUGCGCGGGGCCAUCAGCACAAUAUCGACGGGGGCUCUGUGGGGCGGGUCACUGCUCAUGUUCAUUGUUGGACCACUUGUUUCUUACCAGUGGCUGAACACAAUCGGAGCCAUCUUCCCGAUCAUCUUCUUCAUGACAUUCUUGUGGAUCCCAGAGUCUCCGUACGGCUGCCUCAUGCGUAACAAGGUCGAAGAGGCACGCAAGAGUCUGCAGUGGCUGAGAGAGGGUGCAGACCAACUCGCCAUCGAGAAAGAACUCGAGCAGAUGAAGGAAAACGUCGAAGAAGAAAUGAAAACAAAAGGAACAUUCGUCGAUUUGGUGGCGAUCCCCAGCAACAGAAAGGCAACCACCAUAGUGAUGGUCAGUUCAGCAUUCCAGAGACUGUGUGGAAUAAGUGCUGUGCUGGCAUUUUCUUCAACAACCCUGCCCAAUGUAGGAUUCCAAUUCUUUCAUGUUAGCCAGGUUAUUGUGGUUUUUGGAAUAGUUCUGACAAUUGGAAACUUCUUAGCUACACCUCUAGUGGAUCAUCUUGGGAGGAAACCUCUGCUGUUUGCAUCCAGCAUAGGGCUUGCCAUAUCCACUGCCACUUCUGGAUUCUACUAUCUAUUGCGUGGAGAUCCCGAGCAAGCAGCCUGGCUUCCUUAUAUGGCACUGGUCUGUUUUGGAAUUUUCCACUCCAUCGGUUUAGGUGUCAUCCCAUCCACUCUACUUUCUGAACUUUUCCCCGCUAAUGUAAAGUCUCGCGCGGCCGCAGUUUCAUCAAUUGUUUUUGCAGCCGCUUCUUUCGUCACAAACAAAAUGUACCACCCUGUCCAACACUCUAUCGGCACCCAUGCUAUGUUCUUCUUUUUCUCGAUGAACGCGGUGAUUUUCACCAUUUUCAAUGCUCUAUUCAUAUUCGAGACAAAAGGUAAAUCGUUCCCUGAUAUACAGAAACGUCUCAAAAGUCUAAAGUAAGAGAAUAGACAAGAUCUGCUUUUUAUUCUCGUUAAAAAUUGAAAUAUUUUAUUAUAUUUGUUUUUCCAAAUGUAAGUGAUCUCUAAGAUGUCUUUAACAAAAAUAAGAUUUGAUCUACACAUAAUGAUUAUGGGAUCAUCUUCUACUUAUUGAUUUUUACAAACGAUAUUGAUGUAAUGGUGACAGGGGGAACAGAGGAGCCUUACUUCUCUCUCGAACUUAGAUGAAAUAAUAUAGUCUGAAAGUUUAAUACUCAAAUCGUUUUCAAAGGAUUUAAUUCAAUGCAAUUCAAUCUCCCAAUUUAAGAAGAACUGUAUUCGGAAGAAACAGAAUCAAUACAGAUCAAAGAAAGCAUAGGUAGGCCUAUACUAAAGAAUUUGCAUCUACGAAGAUUAUGAACAAGCGAAGUUUCAAUAAACUUAUUACUGUAGGAAAAUAUUAAAAUCGUUUAGUGAAGAUGAAACUAUAUCCAAGGGAUGUACAAAGAUUAAUAUAAAUGUCAACACUGGAAUUGAGUUUCGAUAAUGAUUUCGGGAAAUCCUAUGAUUUCAAAUCUUAGAAUACCUAACAUAUAACAAUAAGUAUCACAAAAGAAUAGAAGUAUAAAUUUUAGGGCUAGGCAAAGACGAUCUGCUUUUCAUUCUCAUUGAACAUAUGAAUAUUUUAUUAUAUUUGUUGAGAAACAAUUUAACAAUAUAUUGUUCAUUGAGUAGAUAAGAAAUCGAUGCUUUACGAACAGCUAUAGCAUGAAGAAGUUUCAAAUAAUUUUAUGGAACGAUUUUGAAAUAAUAUAAUUGUUGAGUAGGCGUAACAGGGACACAUGCCUCUAUAAACUGUUAUGAAACACAUUUCAAUGAAAGAUGUUUAUUGGAUCUUUGAAAUAGUUUUAUGAAAAUAUGAGAGGAGACAUUUUUAUAAAUGAACUCAAGGAAAACAUGACCUGAUAACAGAAAAAUAGUACAAGGUUCAGCAAGGUAUUCUUGUGUUGAUAAGAAAUGCUUAUAUAUUGUUAAGCUUUGUCGGUAUGUCAAGUGUAUGAAAGUGAUCAAUGAUAUAAUUUUUUUAAGUAAUGAUAACGUAAUUUCGACGAGUAUCUGACAAUAUUAUUAUUUCAGUUACAUAAUCCAAUUAAUAUAUGCCUUAAAAAAACUAUGUUGUAACAUUGAAUCUAGUUUCAACACGAAGCUAUAAUAAUAAUUCAGUUUUUUAAAUUAUUAGUUUUAUGAAUUGUUAUUAAAUUCGAUUAAUAGGUUGUGGAAAAAAUUUGUUCCAAUAUAGAAUCAAACACAGCUUCUGAAAAAUAUGAAUUUCUCAACAUAUUGCAGCCUACAAGAAUACAAACUAGUAGCUAAGUAUAAAAAAUUGUACCUAUAUCAGGAGUUGAAUUUUAGCUAUCAUAAUUAUUAAGUAAUUCAAACGAGUAACUAGGAGAAGAAUUAGUGGAGGAACGUAUUAGGAGGAGAGAAUUGAUAACAGUGAAUUCAAGAAUGUAAAUAUGUACAAAGAUAAAUUUAGUAAUAGUUUAGCAUUGUGAGCUGAUGUAAUUUCAAGUUAUUCAGAAAAAUCCUGUGAAAUUUAGUUGAAAUAGUGAUUAAACCAAAGUCUGAAUAGUGAUACGAAUGUAUACUUUUAUGAAUGAGUGAAUUAUAAAUAAUCUAGCAAAGAUUAUAACUUCAAUACGGUGUAGUAUAUCAAGUGAAUAUUGUGAAUUAGUCAUAAGUUAUGUAUAAAAUAAAAUCUUGAGUAACA
Molecule: messenger RNA, 3523 nt
Organism: Nilaparvata lugens (brown planthopper)
Lineage: Eukaryota; Metazoa; Arthropoda; Insecta; Hemiptera; Delphacidae
Product: facilitated trehalose transporter Tret1
Exons: 4
Coding region: 422-1774 (450 amino acids)
Biological process (GO): transmembrane transport
Cellular component (GO): membrane
Molecular function (GO): transmembrane transporter activity
Source: RefSeq, a predicted model, not a curated record